Molecule: messenger RNA, 5170 nt
Organism: Cygnus atratus (black swan)
Lineage: Eukaryota; Metazoa; Chordata; Aves; Anseriformes; Anatidae
Gene: UVRAG
Product: UV radiation resistance associated
Exons: 16
Coding region: 244-2262 (672 amino acids)
Biological process (GO): SNARE complex assembly
Cellular component (GO): endosome; lytic vacuole
Molecular function (GO): SNARE binding
Source: RefSeq, a predicted model, not a curated record
GGCCGCUGCCCCGCCGCACCCAGGAUGAGCUCGGCCGCCGGCCCCGCCGCCCUGCCCCCGGGCUCCGCCAGCCGGGCCUUGCAUGUGGAGCUGCCCUCGCAGCAGAAAUUCUGCGCUAGGGAAGCGCGCCCUGGAAGUUUUGGUUCGCUGCCCCUGCGCCGUCGGUGGCGCGUGGUCUGAGCUGCUUCAGCUGGGUGCUUCCAGGUGUGAAAACGAAGCCUUGCGAGAGGAAAAAAUCGAUAGAUGGCAGCUGGAAAUGAGGCUGUAACCGCUCCUGGGCGUCGACUUCGUCAUCUUAGGAAUAUUGCAGCGCGUAACAUUAUCAAUAAGAAUGGUUAUCGCCUCCUGGAUACGUACUUCACUCUUCACCUGUGUGAUAACACCAAGAUAUACAAAGAAUUUUAUAAGAGUGAAGUGAUCAAGAAUUCUCUGAAUCCAACAUGGAGGAGUCUGGACUUUGGAAUAAUGCCCGAUCGUCUUGAUACAUCCGUCUCGUGUUUUGUUGUGAGGAUCUGGGGCGGCAAGAAGGAGCACUUUCAGCUUUUGAUCGAAUGGAAGGUCAACCUAGAUGGUUUAAAGUACUUGGGACAGCAGAUACAUGCAAGAAACCCAAACGAGAUUAUUUUUGGUCUCAAUGAUGGUUAUUAUGGAGCUUCAUUUGAACAGAAGGAUCACUCAGGUGCCCUGAAGAAUAGUCUUCUCCAAGUGGAUCAGAACUGUGUUCGUAACUCUUACGAUGUCUUCUCUUUGCUUAGGCUUCACAGAGCCCAGUGUGCAAUUAAACAGACUCAGGUAACCGUUCAGAAAAUAGGAAGGGAGAUUGAAGAAAAGCUGAGAUGUACAUCGACAAGCAAUGAACUGAAAAAGGAGAGUGAAUGUUUACAGCUGAAGAUCCUGGUGCUACGUAAUGAACUGGAGAGACAGAGGAAGGCCCUUGGUCACGAAGUAGCCUCAUUGCAUAAGGAAAAGAAUACUUUGCAUGACCGAGAAAAUGCGUUUGAGACUGAGUACCAGAAGCUUCAAGAGCAUAAUGAAUCUCUGCAUGAAUUAAGAAAAGAAUGCACUGCUAAGAGAGAGCUGUUUUUGAAGACAAAUGCCCAGCAGACCAUUCGAUGCAAGCAGUUGCUGUCGGAGCUGUCUUACAUCUACCCUAUUGAUCUGAAUGAUCAAAAGGAUUACUUUGUUUGUGGAGUCAAGCUUCCUAAUUCUGAAGACUUUCAAGCAAAAGAUGAUGGGAGCAUUGCUGUUGCCCUGGGCUACACCGCUCAUUUGGUUUCAAUGAUAUCCUACUUCUUGCAAGUGCCACUCAGGUAUCCCAUAAUCCACAAGGGCUCCAGGUCUACAAUCAAAGAUAACAUCAAUGACAAAUUGACAGAGAAAGAACGAGAAUUUCCUUUGUAUCCAAAAGGAGGGGAGAAGCUUCAGUUUGAAUAUGGAGUGUAUCUUCUCAACAAAAAUAUAGCACAGCUUAGAUAUCAACAUGGGCUGAGUACUCCAGAUCUAAGGCAAACUCUUCCUAACCUGAAGAAUUUCAUGGAGCUUGGGCUAAUGGUUAGAUGUGAUCGACACCAUACAUCCAGUGCAAUUCCAGUUCCAAAGAGACAGAGCUCCAGCUUCGGCAGAUUGGACGUCGGCUUUUCCAGUGGGCUUCCUUCUCCGGAUAAAGGACUCCGAAAACGAGCCAGCACGGGAAACGAGAGACUGCAGCACAAGACUCCUCCUCCUAGUUACAACUCUGCUUUAACGCAGCCUGUAGCCAUCGCAGCCCGCGUGGGAGAGUUGGAUAAAAAACCUGCCUCGAUACCUUCCUCCUUCGAUACCUCUGCGGACUCCUCGAAAGGGAUCACCAAGAAAGGAGAGGACUCGUGCGGCAGUUUGAACGGAGAAAACGGGAGCCUAAACAGUAGCCAAGACCGGCAGGAAUCUUUCGUAGGACAUACUAGUGCAAUAAACGGGGCGUUGCUGCCCGGUGAGUGCGCUGGCACCGCCAGCAGCGAGCAGCCUUGUGAGUUUCGGCCCCCACUCGGCCCCGUCCUUUGCUGCACCGUGGAGCAAGCAGAGGAGAUAAUGGGGAUGGAAGCGACGGGGUUCAGCUCGGGAGAUCAGCUCGAAGACUUUAACUCCAUCCCGGUGGAGCACGCCGUGGCGGUGGAGUGUGACGAACAAGUCCUAGGGGAGUUUGAGGAGUUCUCUCGAAGGAUCUAUGCACUGAACGAAAACAUGUCCAGCUUCCGCAGACCGCGUAAAAGUUCGGACAAGUGAGCUUGGACAGGGGGGUUGAGAGCAGACGUUGGGGUGAAAUCAGUGAUCUGGAAUAGAGAUAAAAUUGCACUUAUUCUUUAUAUUAAUUAUAUAUAUUAAAAAAGAAAAACCUUAAAGCUAUUCCUAUGGUGUUAGAAAAAAUGACUUGUUACUGAGCACGAUAACACAGGAUCAUGGUAUAUUCACAGCCCAGGUAAAUUUUGAUUCUGCUUCCAGUCCUUUUAUGUCUGGUAUUUAUAAUCUUUUUUUUUUUUUUAAGGCAAUGGAGUCCAUUUCUAAAUGCUUUCCUGGAAAAAAAAAAAACUUCAAGUGCUGAUCAGGCCCUCCUAUGAAUAUGUUUCAUUGAUUAUUAUAUAGAGCUAAAUUUAUUUUAGUCUUUUCAGAAGGAAAAAAAUUUAAAUUACAGUUAUGGUAAGACCUCUUUAUGUUUUCCCAUGUACUCCUGUGUUUUCUUGAGCAACGGGGUCAGUGUUACAGAAAUGCCAAGACUUAGCUGUCAGGGGACAGCUUUGUCUUGGCCGUGCUGCGUAGUCACACGAGUUCUGGUUUGCACCGAUGGGUCUUCAGCUGGCGGUGGUAAAACCUUGCCCAAGAGCUGAGCACGUGGGGGAUCCCUGCGCUUCCUUGUGCAAGGAUCAGCUUCAUUCUUUCCUCCUUUCCUCCACGCUCACCACUCCUGCCAGCAGAGCCCUUGAGGACUAAAUCACCUUAAGGUUUCUUCCAAGAGCCUCAGCAGUUCCCUGUUUUGCUUAGGUGCAGCCUGGCCAAGCUAAUCCGUGGAGGCCUAACGAAGGCACCGUGUGAGUGGGGUUGGUGUGCCGUGAUCCUCGGCGCCCACCGUGGGCUGCCAGGUACUGUGCAAACGUCUUCAUAAAAAAAAAUUAAAAUAAAAACCAAAAACCCAGACUGAAAACGCAGUCAGCACUUCGGAAUUAGGUGAACUUGUGGAGUCGCUCCACCCUCUGCAGAAAGGGAGGCGCUUACCAUUAUUCCUCUAAAUUAAUAUCCUCUUAACUCUACCAUCUGUGCUUUCAAGGAGGAAACUUCCUGCUGGAGGUGCAGGUUGGUGUUAGCUCGGUCCCCCCUGGCACGUGUGUUCAGCUGCAUUCAUGGGAAAGCAAUUUGCAGCCUGCUUUGUGAUUCCUGGUAUUUGUUUGAGUUUGGAUUUCAUUGCUCUUGCUUACUAUAUUGUAUACCCAAGAAUUUGGGCUCGGUUGUGAGCUCAGAAAUAUUAAAAAAAAAAAAAAAAAAAAAAAAAAAACCACAAACGUAUAGCAGAAUAAAAAACACUUCAUCACGCCUGGCUUUUUUUUCCUCCCUGGUCUCUGCUUUCUUUUUGAACCAGUGACCUAGUCUUUUUCCUAACUGCACCGUAAGGCUAGCCGAAAUUAACUUCUCAAAAUGUGGCUAUGUAUAAUCUCAGCUAUCUGUUGUCGAAACAAGAUGUGUACGUGAGAACCAGUAUCCAUAAUAGCACUGUUCUAGAAUAUGCAUUCUCCAGGUAACACCUUAAUGAUUGUAUUAAAGCUAUAUUCACACUUCUUCUGUUAGCUUUUAACGGUCGUGUCUGCAGUUGAGUUACUGGAUUGAGCCUUUCUACGGUUGAUUCCUGAUUGAACACAAUUCCAGUUCGGGCAUGAAUUUUGGGCACGUUUGUGAGUAUCGUCUCAUGAGAAAAGACUUUUCUGUUCCAACCUUGUGACAAGUCCCUAGAGGAAGUGCUGCAGCAGUGUAGGGCACUGCCAUCGUCUUUGCGAAGAGCUAGGUAGGGAGCUUUCCCUGUGCUUUGGCGUAUUGAAAGCCAGAAAUAAACACCUGAACCAAGCACAGCACGUUUUGUUGAGGUGGGCAGAAGAUACUCUGUCCUGUAACUGGAUGUCUUCUGAGAGCAGAAUAACUUUAGGCAAAAUUCAGCACUGUUGAGUCAGUCGUGCACACUGAGGGGUAAAAUCUGGCACACGAAACAGCACAGGACGGGCUUGGGGCACGCUAAUUUUCCUCUAGCUGUGUGCAGUGGUGACUUUCCAAAGCAACCCAAAGAGUAGCGGCGAAGUCACGAUGCCUCCUAGGCAGGCACGGAACAUCUCGGCGUAAUUAAGCAACCCGUGUAAUUAGGCUCAUAGAGCAUCAGUGAGACUUGGGCUUUUUGUCAUUAGCUGCACGUUUUCUCAGGUGGCACCCAACCAAAUGAAGUCUAGUUUCCUUGCGUUGCCGUUCCUGUGUGAGCCCUGUAACUCUUAAUGUGUCAAACGCAACAGUUGACUUCUGUACCCAUAUCACCGAGCUUCAUUAAGAGCUUUCCAUGGAUGCAUCUUCAGUAGGCCUUAAGUUGUCCCCAAAUUUUUGCUGUUUUUGUCACUUCCUAGGCAGAAGGUGCGAAGGGGAACAGCAUCGCUGGGCUGGGUAAAGCAUCGUCGAGCAUCUUUGCUGUGAAGGACGGGGGAUUGUACAGACUGCAGUCACUUCAUGGCUUUUUUUUCUGUGACUUUUUUUCCUCCCCCCCCCCCCCCCCCGUAAAUUAUUUGAAAAUAGCAUGGUGGGAGGGAAACAACGAGCGCGACUGAAGGUGAGAUGAUUUAUCAUGGCGUGCUUUAAACUGUCAAGAGCCUUUCAGUUCCUGCACAGCUGUGACGCUGUUAAAUGUCUGCAAAUGGAGCAAACAUUUCAUUGCAAUCUUUUCCCCUCACUAGGAAUUCCUGAGAUUUUUGAGAAUAUUAGUUUUGGAAGAUCAUAUCCCACUCUAUUUUUAUAGCAAGCACAACAGCGUCGGCUUAUCAUUGCUUGGCCAGGUAUUUAAAACAAGCGAAAACAAAAUAUCCCAUAGUAAGUGACACAUUAAAACUAUGUUGGUAAUUGCGGGAAAGCUCAUCUGUAUUUAUAAAAUAAAACUGAUUAGUAUCUCUCAGAA